This is a messenger RNA of Spizellomyces punctatus DAOM BR117, 899 nucleotides long. RefSeq lists its product as uncharacterized. Bases 1 to 747 code for a protein of 248 amino acids. The record is from RefSeq and is a predicted model, not a curated record. Lineage: Eukaryota; Fungi; Chytridiomycota; Chytridiomycetes; Spizellomycetales; Spizellomycetaceae. The transcript has a single exon.
AUGGAUAUAUCAUUGCGCCAAUCUAUCACUACCAGAAAAAACACUGUAAGAGGACUCGAGCUUAUCUCUCGAACCGAUACAUUCACUGAGGACUCCGAAACAGACUUAACUGUGGACAAAUGGACGAUAGGGAUAAUUGUUGCCGCCAUCGCUAUAGUCGUGAUUCUUGUGUCGGUAUUAUGGCGCUACUACGGCUGGCACCUUCCCUGGUUUCGGCGAGCGAAUGGUGGAAGAGGGUACAUUGUCGAUACCUUGAAUCCAGAGGAGGAUUACGCUGUAGGAUAUGGGAGUGACUCGUCAAUGAAUUAUAUUGCCGGCUACACAGCAUCAUUCAUCAGAGCAGGCGAUAUGCAGCUUGCGACGCGAGGAGGGGAAGACGAGGAACACACCCCCGUUGGGCCUUCCCGAAAUGGCAUGUACACAAGUCUCCACAAUGACAUACCGCACGAAAUGGUCAGCCAUCAUACCAAGUCUGGAAAACGACACCGUAAAGAACCAUCAGAUGCAACAGCAGUCUUCCGUGAGCCUUUUGAACCUGAUGACCUCCCUGGAGUUGCCUGCAAGGAUGCAAACGAGGAGACGCCAGAAGCGGCAUCACUGGUGCAUCGUGUCAGAUUUGCUGACGAAGUGAUGACGAUAAAUGACAGGUUCACUACCAGGGAUGAAGACAUAGGAUCGGAUGCCAACCUGCAGGUGAACGCGGAUUCUAGAGAAAAGGAUGAGAAGACGGAUAGUGCUUGUGGCUAGCGCAUGUAUCGCUAUUUCUUCAGUCACAGUGCUGUGUUGAUUAGAGCCAUUCACGUUACGGUUUUCCCGUAGUACACUGUAUUCUAGUUGGCAUAAAUGUGUAUUUGUUUCUUAUACCUAACAAACAGCAUUAGGCGGAAAGAGAAAAAGAA